AUGUCGGGUCCACUAGGAGAUCUUGCUCGCUCUAUAGCCUCACCUUUCCGAUCGGGAAAGCAUGAAACGGAAUCUAGCACACCGGAAAAGGGAAAGUCAGCACAACGUACAGAAGCCAGACAGCAGGAGAAGCUUGAGAAAUCCGAGCGUCGACAGCAAGAACAAGAAGAAAUAGAGCAGCGUCGGCAACAAGAAGAUGAGAUAGCAGAGCAGGAAGAAGACGGAGAAACAAAGGCUCGUUACGGUGAAAAUGUUCAUCCCCACGAGCUGUGUUCUCUCGAACAGAUCAUCAACCUACCAGUAGGAUCUGAGGUCAACUUCCGCACGAGAAUACACACUCAGAGGCGAUUAUCACAAGCUCUGACUUUCUUAUUAUUCCGAAACCAGACGGACUCCGUCCAAGGUGUUCUCUCACAUGCUUCGCCGCAUAUGAUUCGAUGGGUACAGCGGCUCAAUCCCGAGUCACUCGUUCACGUCGUCGGCACCUUACAGAAACCGAAGGAUCCCGUCACCUCUGCUACAUUUUCAAAUAUAGAGGUCCUUGUUUAUUCUAUACAUCUCGUCAACCCGGUCAAUGAUCUACCUUUCAACAACUAUGAGCCGCCCGAUGCACUCCGUCAUCGUCUGUCUGGACGUAUUGUAGAUCUCCGUCACCCAAGUAACCAGGCUAUUUUCCGAAUUCGUUCUAUGAUCGUUCGAAAGUUUAGGGAGUCCUUAGAGGAUCAGGGCUUCUUAGAGAUCCAGACACCCAAGCUGCAACCUGCAGCGACCGAAAGUGGCUCUGAGGUCUUUAAAGUGCAAUAUUUCGGGAGGACAGCAUUCCUCGCGCAAAGUCCCCAACUACCGAAACAGAUGGUCAUAUCAGCCGAUUUCAAAAAGGUCUAUGAAAUUGGUCCUGUAUUCCGCGCAGAGAAUUCCAAUACACAUCGGCACUUGACUGAAUACACCGGAUUAGACAUCGAGAUGUCUCUGAAGGAAUCAUAUAGGGAGCUCAUUGAGACAAUAGACAAAUUCCUCAAAGUAAUUUUCACCGCAGUGCAAUCUAUGCCUGAACUCAAAAGUGUCCGAGAGCGAUGGCCCAGUAAGGAUCUUGUCUGGUUGGAUGAAACUCCAAUCAUCCCCUUCACCGAAGGAAUCCAAAUGCUUAGGGAUGAUGGUAGAGAGGUUGAGGAAGAAGACUUAUCUACACGAGAUGAGAUGCGUCUCGGUGAACUCGUCAAGGAGAAGUACCAAACCGACUACUACAUCUUGGAUAAAUUCCCAGCAAACGCCAGGCCAUUUUAUACACAUAAAGCCGAAGACCGGAAGUGGACCAACUCAUUCGAUAUCUUUUUGCGUGGCCAGGAGAUCUGUACCGGUGGGCAGCGUAUACACAACGCCAAAGAGCUCCGCGUGAGUAUGGCAGAAUCAAAGAUUAGCGAACAGGGUAUGGAAGAGUAUUUGAGCGCCUUCGACCUUGGGGCACCACCUCACGGCGGAGCUGGUUUGGGUCUGGAACGGAUCGUAAUGCUUCUCCUCGAGUUAGACGACGUGAGAAAUGCUUCACUAUUUCCCCGUGAUCCCAAAUCGCUACCGGCUCGUCCACCAAGCAUUCCCCAUCCAGACGCAGACACCUUAAUACCACGGAAGCCGCAAGAUGAACCACCCCCUAUUGAAAAACUUAUCGCCAAUUAUGGCGACGCUACCAAUACAUCCUGGCUCGACGACCGAUUCGAAAUCUGGCGCCACCCAACAGGGGCAGCCGUAGGUUUCGCCAGACAAGCCGGCAAAUUCGCCAUGAUAGCCGGAGACCCUCUCUGCGACACGAGGCAAUACCACGACGUGAUCCUCGCCUUCGUUAACUUCGUACGCAAAGACCUGCGCCUCACCCCCGUCUGGAUGCUCGUCUCGGAAGAAGUCCAACACAUACUCGACACCAAACUAGGCUGGCGAACACUCAGCUGCGCCGAAGAACAGCGCGUCGACGCAGACCAGCACACCAACCCAUCCCAAGGCCGCGAAGCCCGUCGCGUGCAGCGCGAAGGCAUCACAAUCAGCGAAAUCGCCGACCUCGACGAAAGUUUCACGCACCGCGCCGACGCCGCCAUCCGCGAAUGGCAAGCCAGCCGCACGAGCAAGAGCAAACAAAACGGCGCCAUCCUCGCCCUCGUCGUCCUCGCCCAGCUCGCGCCCCGCCACGGCUGGCAGGUCAAAUGGGCCUUCGACUUCCCCGCCGCCCCCAACGGCACCAUCGAAGCGCUCGUCGAAACCGCGCUCUCCGCGCUCUCCGGCCCCGUUACCUUCGGCGCGGGGGUUUCGGACCGGCUUACGCCUCGCGCGAGACUCGGGGAGGUUAGAGCGAGGUUCUUGGCUGGGGUUUAUGAUGUCGUGGUGAGGAAUUUGAGAUUGCGGGGGAAGGCGAGGUUUAGGGAGAAGUUUGGCGUUUUGGGGGAGCAGGUGUUUAUUUGUUAUCCGAGGAGGGGGGUUAGGGUGGGGGAUUUGUGGCUGAUUGUUGGGUUUUUUGAGGGGUGA
Molecule: messenger RNA, 2511 nt
Organism: Annulohypoxylon maeteangense
Lineage: Eukaryota; Fungi; Ascomycota; Sordariomycetes; Xylariales; Hypoxylaceae
Product: aspartyl-tRNA synthetase
Exons: 3
Coding region: 1-2511 (836 amino acids)
Biological process (GO): aspartyl-tRNA aminoacylation
Cellular component (GO): cytoplasm; cytosol; aminoacyl-tRNA synthetase multienzyme complex
Molecular function (GO): aspartate-tRNA ligase activity; RNA binding; ATP binding
Source: RefSeq, a predicted model, not a curated record